Molecule: messenger RNA, 495 nt
Organism: Sciurus carolinensis (gray squirrel)
Lineage: Eukaryota; Metazoa; Chordata; Mammalia; Rodentia; Sciuridae
Product: vasopressin-neurophysin 2-copeptin-like
Exons: 4
Coding region: 1-495 (164 amino acids)
Cellular component (GO): extracellular region; secretory granule
Molecular function (GO): neurohypophyseal hormone activity
Source: RefSeq, a predicted model, not a curated record
AUGCCCAACACAAUGCUGCCCGCCUGCUUCCUUGGCCUGCUGGCCUUCGCCUCCCCUUGCUACAUCCAGAAUUGCCCAAAGCGUGGCAAUAUGGCCAUGACUGAGAAUGCAGAGGAGUCAGGUAUCAUCGUGGCCCAUCUCGGGCCUGCUGUUACAGACCAUUCCUGGGUCUUCAUGGUGCAGAGUCCUCAGAGCCAUUCCCAGCAGAAGAAGAUGAGGGGCCGACGGAGGAUUUUCAUCAACUGCCAGGAGAAGAGGAGCACCGCGUGCGCCGCGGAAUCGCUCCACUGCGUCAACGAGAACUUUCUGACUUCGCCCUGCCAGCAGAGCCUGAAGCCAUGCCAGAAAUGGAGCCGCUGCAGCGCCCCAGGCCUGUGCUGCAACGAAGAUAAGUGCGCCAGAGACCUUGCGUGCCGCCCCGCCUUUGACCAAAGCGGGGGAGCCCGCGACAGGAGCAAUGCCACCCAGCUGGAGGAGCCCAUCUGCUGCAGAUAG